Molecule: messenger RNA, 1097 nt
Organism: Neltuma alba
Lineage: Eukaryota; Viridiplantae; Streptophyta; Magnoliopsida; Fabales; Fabaceae
Exons: 3
Coding region: 4-489 (161 amino acids)
Source: RefSeq, a predicted model, not a curated record
GAGAUGAGAAGACGUUGUGCAGUCAAGUCCGUUGCUGUAGCUCCGUCACAACUCUGCCAUUCUCUGUCCAUUGGCCGACGUGAGUUGAGCAUUGUGUUCGGUCCAGUGGGUGAAGCUUCUCUGCGUGCUUCAUCGGUCGUCCAAAGGUGUUCGAAGGUCAGAUCUGAAGACUCCUCCAAUAGCUGUGGUGGCCGGCGUCUGAGCUUGGGGGUGAGUUUUCCCGUGUAUAUCUCGGCCGAAGAGUACAAAACAGAGUCUAAUCUACCUUCCUCAAGCUCCAUAGUUUCGGAUCUGGUGAACUCCAAUUUCAAAAAAUUUAAACAUCAGGGGUUGAUGUUUGUAUCAGAUUUGGUGAAAAUAUUUAAAGAUGUUGUAGCUUUGAGAGACUAUAUGUACGUACCAUCAGCCUCACAACCUCAGCCGGCACUUGCUCCACAGGCUAACACAGAAGAGGAGGAGAAUGUUUAUAGAAUUGAGCUGGACCAAUAGGAAGGGUCAGGGGACAGUGAGGAUGAAAAUUUUGGUGUUGACCCAACAGCCAGUGUAGGGGUCACAGAUAACUUCGUCGAUUGCAACUUAAACAACCCCGUGAGUACUGGACCAAGUGGCUCAAGAACCUAUGGAAAGAGGAAGAGGGGUGAGACGUCUGAUGCAAAGAAGAAAAAAAAAAGAAAAAAGUUACUGUAUCUACUAAAAUUUCUAAUAGCCUGAGUGUCAUAGCAGCUGCUUCUGACAAGUGAGCAGCAGCAUUGGUUGAAGUUUCCCAACUAGUUGAUAAGGUUUUGGCACACUUGACUACUGUUGAAGAGCUUAAUGGUGACAAUCAACUAUAUUAUGUAUGUGCCAAGAUGCCUAUGCGGUUGAGGUAGGCUAGGCGAGCCUAUUUGGGGUUUAUGCAUGGUAGAAACAAGUUGUUGGCGUGGUUGAUACUGGCAGCACUAGACCCAAAUACAUGGAAGGAACCUAUAGAUUAGGAUUUAGUUUAGGACUUAGUUGUUUUACUGUUAUUAUUGCACUUGUUAACUUGAACUACUUGCUGUUUUAACCUAAACUGAUAUAGCCUGUUGUAAGAACUUUAUUAAUGAUUACGUAAUAUA